This is a messenger RNA of Chaetura pelagica (chimney swift), 1529 nucleotides long. It is a transcript of the gene MPP1, whose product is annotated as membrane protein, palmitoylated 1, 55kDa. Lineage: Eukaryota; Metazoa; Chordata; Aves; Apodiformes; Apodidae. Gene Ontology annotation, cellular component: plasma membrane; cell-cell junction. The transcript is spliced from 11 exons. Bases 19 to 1296 code for a protein of 425 amino acids. Gene Ontology annotation, molecular function: signaling receptor binding. The record is from RefSeq and is a predicted model, not a curated record.
ACUCAGUCCCAGAACGCCAUGACUGAGGACAUUUAUACCAACGGCUCAGCAACCCUGGGCAGCCCUUCCCACAGCAACGGCCGCGAGGUGCGGAAGAUACGCCUCGUCCAGUUUGAGAAGGUCACGGAGGAGCCCAUGGGAAUCACACUGAAGCUCAAUGACAAGCAGAGCUGCAUGGUGGCCAGGAUCUUCCAUGGGGGCAUGAUUCACAGACAAGGGUCCCUUCACGUGGGUGAUGAAAUCAUAGAAAUCAAUGGCCAGAGUGUGAGCAACCACUCAGUUGACCAGCUGCAGAAGAUGCUGAAAGAAACCAAGGGGACGGUCUCAAUAAAAGUAAUUCCCAACCAACAGAGCCGCUUCCCUGCUCUCCAGAUGUUCAUGAGGGCGCAGUUUGACUACGACCCCAAAAAAGACAACCUGAUCCCCUGCAAGGAAGCUGGGCUGAAGUUUCAGACUGGUGAUGUGAUUCAAAUCAUAAACAAGGAUGACAGCAACUGGUGGCAGGGACGGGUGGAGGGUUCCUGCACUGAGUCAGCAGGACUCAUCCCUUCUCCAGAGCUGCAGGAGUGGCGUGUGGCCAGUGUCACCCAGUCAUCCAGCCAGAGCGAGUCCCCGAGCUGUAGCCCCUUUGGGAAGAAGAAGAAGUGCAAAGAUAAAUACCUGGCCAAGCACAGCUCAAUUUUUGACCAGCUGGAUGUGGUUUCAUAUGAGGAGGUGGUGAGGCUGCCAGCCUUCAAGAGGAAGACUCUGGUGCUCAUUGGGGCCAGCGGCGUGGGCCGUAGCCACAUCAAGAACGCUCUGCUCAGCAACAACCCAGAGAAGUUCAUGUACCCACCCCCAUAUACCACACGUCCCCAGAAGAAGAAUGAGGUGGAUGGGAAAGACUACUACUUUGUCUCCACUGAGGAGAUGACCCGGGACAUCUCAGCCAACGAGUUCCUGGAGUUUGGAAGCUACCAAGGAAAUAUGUUUGGCACCAAGUUUGAAACAGUGCACAAGAUCCACCAGCAGGACAAAGUCGCUAUUUUGGACAUUGAGCCCCAGACCCUGAAGAUCGUCCGCACGGCCGAGCUCUCCCCGUUCAUCGUCUUCAUUGCCCCAACGGACAAGGCAGAACAGACAGAGGCUCUGCAGCAGCUCCAGAAGGAUUCCGAGAGCAUCCGCAGCAGAUACGCACACUACUUCGACCUCUCGCUGGUCAACAACGGGGUGGAGGAAAGCCUCCAGCUGCUGCAGGAAGCCUUCGAGCAGGCCUGCAGCUCUCCACAGUGGGUGCCUGUCUCCUGGGUCUACUGAGAGGGCAUCCAACCCCAGCCGCUUCCCAUCCAUCAUCCUGCAGCCGUGGGGAGAAGUCUUCUCAUCAGCUUCCCCUGAUCCACACACAGUCCAGCACGACUCCCUUCCUCUGCUGCUCCACAGACAUGUUCUCCAUUGGUUGACACACACACACAGGGUCUCCAGAUCUCCUCUCCUUGGGGGAAUGCAGGACAGGGGCUGCCCAGGGGAUGGCUGCCUCCCGUGGCACUGCA